CCUUCCUAAAACAGUGACAGCAAUCUCAGGGUCCAGCGCCAAGGCUCGACUCCUUCGUUUGCCCGCCAGCUACGUCAUCAUGCCUUGUCCGCCUUACGACGCGCGGCUUUCUGGGGAUGAUCCCUGCCCCUUAUCUCAUCCACCAUCGUAUUGUGUAACUGCAUUCGCUUCGACUAAGCCGUCCACAGUGUCUGCUGCUAUGCUUCAUCUCACUCAAACUCAAACAGAAUGCAUAAAUAUGUUUUUACGAUUCCUCAGUUCUUGA
Periconia digitata is the source of this 265-nucleotide messenger RNA. The record is from the annotation of a GenBank genome assembly. NCBI's taxonomy places the organism in Eukaryota, Fungi, Ascomycota, Dothideomycetes, Pleosporales, Periconiaceae.